ACAAUGACAGGUAGUUAUAUCUGUUAAAAACAUUUUUAAUCAUUAAAAAAUAAAAACAAAAGAAUAAGGGUAUAUUCUACCCACAUUGCUGUAAAGUGGUAAGAACCCUAAUCCCCUUAUCAAUCUCAUUUUCAAAUUUCAAUCAUCCGAACACAACAAAUUGGAGAAAUUGAACCUCUGAAUCCAUGGCGUCUCGUCGUCGUAUGCUUCUCAAAGUCAUAAUCCUCGGCGACAGCGGGGUUGGAAAGACAUCUCUCAUGAAUCAAUAUGUGAACCGGAAGUUUAGUAAUCAGUAUAAAGCGACUAUCGGAGCAGAUUUCUUAACGAAAGAGAUACAAUUUGAAGAUAGGAUUUUCACAUUGCAGAUAUGGGACACAGCUGGACAAGAAAGAUUUCAAAGCUUAGGUGUGGCAUUUUAUCGCGGUGCCGAUUGUUGCGUUCUUGUACAUGAUGUCAACGUCAUGAAAUCGUUUGAUAACCUUAAUAAUUGGAGGGAAGAGUUCCUAAUUCAGGCUAGUCCUGCUGAUCCAGAAAACUUUCCAUUUGUUGUAUUGGGUAACAAGAUAGAUAUCGACGGAGGCAAUAGCCGAGUGGUGUCUGAAAAGAAAGCAAAAGCAUGGUGUGCUUCAAAAGGGAAUAUUCCGUACUUUGAAACGUCGGCUAAAGAAGGGUUUAAUGUUGAAGCUGCUUUCGAGUGUAUAGCCAAAAUUGCUCUUAAAAAUGAACCCGAAGAAGAAACCUAUCUUCCGGAUACCAUUGAUGUGGCUAGUGCACGGCAACAAAAAUCUUCAGGGUGCGAAUGUUAAGCGUGUUGACUCAAUGGAUUGUUUAGAAGUAUGUUGAUGCACUCAUGAAAGGUUUAUGUAUAUCCCUAUUAUUUUCAAUUAUUUCAUAACUUAUGUAUUGAAUUGUUGAUUAAUUGGUUUGUGUAAUAUCUUAUAAAAUACUACAAGUUCUUUUCAUAAUUUCA
Molecule: messenger RNA, 970 nt
Organism: Helianthus annuus (common sunflower)
Lineage: Eukaryota; Viridiplantae; Streptophyta; Magnoliopsida; Asterales; Asteraceae
Product: ras-related protein Rab7
Exons: 7
Coding region: 186-806 (206 amino acids)
Cellular component (GO): vacuolar membrane
Molecular function (GO): GTP binding; GTPase activity
Source: RefSeq, a predicted model, not a curated record